GAUUUUGACCUCUUGUUUGCUGGGCUGAAGCUCGAUUCUUAUCAGAAGCUUAAGCAGCAGCUUUUCUCUAGUCAUGUACAAUCUACAUUCACUAAGUACUUACCUCAACAUGCUUCUGCACCUUAUCUUCGCUUGCCUUCUCCACUGUGCGUAUCCCAACAAUAUACACUUCAGAAGCACAGGCUCUUUUCAAUGCGCGCACAAUGUCGUUAUCAACGCAAAGGGACUGGCGUCUAUGAUUCGCUCCUUUGGAAUGAUGGCCAACCCAUGGAUCACAAUACCUUUUGAGCACAAGAGUUGGCACACACCAGCGAAGGGGUACCCCGAGUGCAAGCAUUCAGAUUACCUGGUGAGUCGUAGUAAGCCACGUGGAUGAUGAUGGAAGCUGACGACAGAUGAACUUUGAAAUCGUUCCACCGGGCCUUGGAGAGACUGCUGUACGUCAAAUGCACAUCUUGGGGUACAGGACCCCGUCUGGCGAUGUUACAUUUUGUGGGUUGAGGAUGCAGACGGAUCAUAUGAGAGGCCCAUACACGGAGUGUACGUGGUCGCCACUUACACGCAACAAUGGCUUUGGUGAUUUGAAGUGAAGGCCCCUCCCGCACACAAAUACAUCGUAGAGAUAGCUGCAGUAUUGACACUGUAUUGUUGAUUUGGG
Protomyces lactucae-debilis is the source of this 658-nucleotide messenger RNA. RefSeq lists its product as uncharacterized. The transcript has a single exon. The record is from RefSeq and is a predicted model, not a curated record. NCBI's taxonomy places the organism in Eukaryota, Fungi, Ascomycota, Taphrinomycetes, Taphrinales, Protomycetaceae. The coding region runs from base 74 to 376 and encodes 100 amino acids.